CGCCGGGUGAAAGGACACCGAUCGUCUGUGACGAGGCUUCAUGGAGAUGUGGGCAGGGUAUUCCUCUGCCCUGGCGUGUGGACCCGCGACAGAGGAGGACGACAGCGUGGCGCGGUGACGCGGCCGAGCCAGUGACUGAUCUGCAGGAGGAAGCGGCCGAUCGAGGGAAACGGCGGUGCGGCAGACGCGCGUCUUGAAGGAGGAGGCGAGCUAUCGAGGGAAGAGGAAGUGGCCGAUCGAGGGAAACGGCGGUGCGGCAGACGCGCGUCUUGAAGGAGGAGGCGAGCUAUCAGGGAAGAGGAAACCAGCGCGGCAGACAAGCGUCCCCAAGGAGGAGGAAUCUGCCCCGCAGCGUCCAGAUAAGGCUGCAGACUCUCCGGCCCAGUUCUGACAACCGUUUAUAGUGACUGUCCUAACCUGGUUUUUUUAAAUGAUGUUUUAAUUAGAAUUUUCAAUAAACCCCGGUGCGGUGGUUAAUGGCUGAUUCCUUUGAUCUCUGGCAGACGCUCUCAAUUUACCUGGUGUAAUCCUUGGGUGGGAUUUUGUAUUUGGUAGAUAUAUAAUAUAGCCCACCCACCCGGUAGGAAGGUGCCACAUUUGGCGUUGUUGGCAGGAUCCAGGCUUUGGGAGCGGCUGUUGGAGCCAAAUAAAUUAGCCAUGAUGAUGCCUGUUUACCCAGGGGCCCCUUGGCUUCCAAAAUUUAAAGGACAUGGGGAGGACUUAAAAUACUGUGACUGGAAGGAACAGAUAACCGGGUUGCUAGGGACACAGGAGUUGGCAGAACCCAGGAAGGUUGAUAUUGUAUUGGGGGCGCUGGCUGGGGAAGCCAAACGUCAGGUCAGUGUUUUGGAAGAGAAGGAAAAAGAUCAAGUCCGAAAAAUCCUUAACUAUUUAGAUUCCUUGUAUGGAGACCGCACUCCAACCGCGGUGUUAAGGUCUCAGUUUUUCGGUUGCACCCAGAAGCCAAGUGAGACUGUAUCUUCUUUUAUUUUGAGGUUGCGUGAGCUACAUUGUAGGUUGCGGCGACAUGACCCCGACGACUCCCCCUCAGAUAUAGCCUUACGGGACCAGCUGUUGUUGGGGUUACAGGAGGGUCCCCUGGCCCAGGCCUUAAAGGUUUAUGCUCGCCGUAACCCUGAGGGGGAUUUUGCUGCUAUCCGUCAGGAGGCACUAUUACUUGAUGCAGAGUACGGAAACACGCCGACUGAGGCGACAUGUUCAGCUGUGAGUAACCCAUGUGCUUCCCCCAAAUCAUCACAGGGACCUGGCUGGAAGAAGGCCCUAAAGAGGGAGAUUAUGGAGGACGUGAAGGCGCAGAUGGGAGAGCUUACCCAGGAAUUGGUGAGGGAGGUUAAAUCACUUCUCCAACCCGCAGCAGUUGCUCCACAACCCUCAAGGUUUGAGAGGGAGAGGCGGCGGUCCACGUCAUAUGCCAACGACCGGGAUGCACAGGGUCGACCAAUCUGCCACAGAUGUAGAUGUCCAGGCCACAUAGCCAGGUUCUGUUGGGAGCCAAAUGCUUCACCGCCUCCUUUAAACUAACCAUCCCUGCUGCUGAGGUCCGGGGGGCAGGGGUGGCUGAUUCACCACCAGAGGGAAAAGGGGCCACUGAGACGUUUGUUGGACAAAGUCCUACCAUAGGGGUGACCAUUGAGGGAGUCCAGCUCCAGGGGUUGCUGGAUACGGGUUCCCAAGUAACUUUAAUGCAACAGAGUCUCCUAGAAAAAUAUUUUACUGGAAUUAAAUCUGAGAAGACCCCUGUAUUCUUCCAAUUGAGAGCAGCCAAUGGAUUAGAGAUCCCCUAUACUGGCUAUGCAGUGUUGGACUUUGAAGUGGAGGGCAUUAGCAUACCUGGGCGGGGCGUUAUUAUUGUUAAGGAUGAACAUUGUACACACCCGCUCAUUAUAGGCAUGAACAUUGUGACUGCUUGCUGGAAGGCCCUGUUUAAGAGUUCUGCAGCGGUUGCCCCAUGCCCAUCACCGAUAAAGCAUCAGAAGGCCUGGAAGGAUGCCUUUGCAACCUGCAGGCGUAUUGAAGCUACUGUGGCCGAGGAUGGGCUGCAUGG
Nothobranchius furzeri (turquoise killifish) is the source of this 2065-nucleotide messenger RNA. The record is from RefSeq and is a predicted model, not a curated record. NCBI's taxonomy places the organism in Eukaryota, Metazoa, Chordata, Actinopteri, Cyprinodontiformes, Nothobranchiidae.